UAAAAAAUUAUAAAAGUUGAGUGAAAUUAAUGAUUUUUUGUUGUGUGUUCUGAAGCUAGAUACAUACAUACAGCAUAUAAUAAUAUUGAUUAAUUUUUGCUGUACUUGGUCUAUGACUUUCGAUAUAUUACAAAACAUUUUUAGCUCAUUUUUUACAAAAAUCACGCUUUUGCAAAAACCGCACUAUUGCUACCAUCAAUGUGUAUACGUUAUAAAUUGUGUAGUAAAACGCACCUCCAUAGAGUUUAGGAAAUGAUUACCAUAGACAAACUAUUUGUGAUUAUAAUAAUAUAACCUAUGUUUACUAAUUUAUCAAAUUAAUUAAAAAAAAAUAAAUAAAUAAAAUGGUAGAAACAAUAGCAACAGAAUUCAAAAAUUUCGUUUCAUCACAGGAAGCUAUGAUAUCAGUUUACGUAUACCUUGAGAUAAGUGAAGUGAAAAAGUAUUAUGAUGUUGAAUACAAGUAUAACAAUGAUCUAAAGAAAAUCGUAAUUACAGGGAAAAAAAAUAAAAAUGAUAGUUUUGCAGCUUUUGUCCCCGUAAGAGUUUUUGAAAAGCUUAAUUACCUGAAAUUACAAAAGUUCAUAAAUGCUAACACAGAUCAAAUAGUAUAUAUAGCUGUAGUUCAUGCAGAUUCUACUUGUGUUUAUUAUCAAAUAACAGAUGGACUAUUAGAACAUAACGAUACAUCUUCGAAGCAAUUGAAGGAAAAUAAAAGGGAAAAAUUAGAUAGUGAAUUAAGAAAGUAUAAGAGUAUAGUAGAGGAGGCAGCUUUACAAUCACGUCUGGUUACUAUAAGUAGAAAGGAAUAGGCAAGAACCAGUUAAUUUUUUACAUGAACGUCAUUAAGUUAAGUGAUUAUAUUGUAUUUAAAAACUGACUUAUGUACAAAAAUGUGGAUUUAUUACUCUGUUAAAUAGAUGAUAUUGGUCA
Messenger RNA from Diorhabda sublineata, 933 nucleotides. Its product is annotated as tRNA-splicing endonuclease subunit Sen15-like. Gene Ontology annotation, molecular function: nucleic acid binding. Gene Ontology annotation, biological process: tRNA splicing, via endonucleolytic cleavage and ligation. The record is from RefSeq and is a predicted model, not a curated record. The transcript has a single exon. Lineage: Eukaryota; Metazoa; Arthropoda; Insecta; Coleoptera; Chrysomelidae. Bases 345 to 812 code for a protein of 155 amino acids.